AUGUCGCUCGAAGCCGUCGACCUCAAGAACAAGGGCAACAAGGCCUUCUCCGCCGGUGAUUUCCCAGGUGCCAUCGACUUCUACACCAAGGCCAUCGAGUUGAACGACAAGGAGCCUACCUUCUUCACCAACCGAGCACAAGCAUACAUCAAGACGGAAGCGUAUGGAUACGCCAUCGCCGACGCCGGCAAGGCCAUCGAGCUGAGCCCAAAGCUCAUCAAGGCGCACUAUCGUCGAGGUCUUGCCCGGAUAGCCAUCCUCCGACCGAAGGAAGCCAUCGACGAUUUUAAGGAGUGCGUGAGGCUCGACCCGGCCAACAAGGAUGCGAAGCUCAAGCUGGAAGACUGCAAGAAGAUUGUGCGGCAGCUCGCGUUUUUUGCCGCCAUCGAAGUCGGCGAUGAGCCCUCCGCCGCCGAGGGUCUUGACCUGGACUCGAUGGUCGUCGAAGCCGAGUACGACGGCGUUCGGCUCGAGAAUGACAUGACGCAGGAGUUCAUCGACGACAUGAUGGAACGGUUCAAGAAUGGCAAAAAGAUUCACCGCAAAUACGUCUACCAGAUCAUCAUCGCCGUCAAAAAGAUCGUCUACGAGGAGGCAACCAUGGUUGAGAUGGAGAUUCCCGACAACGUCGAACUCACCGUCUGCGGCGAUACUCAUGGGCAAUAUUUCGAUCUCAUGGAGCUCUUCCGUCGCAACGGCACGCCCAGUGAGAAGCACUGGUAUCUUUUCAAUGGUGACUUUGUCGACCGAGGAUCUUGGUCGACCGAAAUCGCCCUGCUUCUCUAUGCUUUCAAAUGGCUGAGGCCCAGCGGUUUCUUCCUGAACCGUGGCAAUCACGAGACGGACGAUAUGAACAGGGUGUACGGAUUUGAGGGAGAAUGCAAAGCAAAAUACAACGAAAGAACCUUUAAGCUAUUUUCCGAGAGUUUCUCCGCUCUGCCGUUGGCGACGCUGGUGGGGAAGAAGUACCUGGUCCUGCACGGCGGCCUCUUCUCUGACGACAGCGUCACCUUGAAUGAUAUCCGCAAAUUGAACCGGCACAAUCAGCGCCAGCCGGGCCAGGCUGGCCUCAUGAUGGAAAUGCUGUGGACGGACCCGCAAGAGGAGGAAGGCCGUGGGCCGAGCAAGAGAGGCGUCGGCAUGCAGUUUGGUCCGGACAUCACGAAGCGCUUCUGCGAGAACAACGGCCUCGAAGCGGUCAUCCGCAGCCACGAGGUGCGCAUGGAUGGCUACGAAGUCCAGCACGAUGGUCGAUGCAUUACAGUCUUCUCCGCUCCCAGGUACUGCGACUCGACUGAGAAUCGGGGCGCGUACAUCAACAUCGGAUCCGACUACAAGCUCAAAUACGAGCAGUUCGAUGCCGUGCCCCAUCCGGAUAUCAAGCCAAUGGUAGCACCGCCACCCGUUCAUUUUCCGCUGAACUCGAUGCUGAUUUUUGUCCCACAGGCGUAUUCGCAGAGCUCUCUCAUGUCGUCUUUGAUGUGA
Molecule: messenger RNA, 1485 nt
Organism: Drechmeria coniospora
Lineage: Eukaryota; Fungi; Ascomycota; Sordariomycetes; Hypocreales; Ophiocordycipitaceae
Product: ser/thr protein phosphatase type 5
Exons: 6
Coding region: 1-1485 (494 amino acids)
Cellular component (GO): nucleus; cytosol
Molecular function (GO): protein binding; protein serine/threonine phosphatase activity
Source: RefSeq, a predicted model, not a curated record